Messenger RNA from Setaria italica (foxtail millet), 2101 nucleotides. Its product is annotated as peroxidase 21. The transcript has 2 exons. The coding region runs from base 852 to 1865 and encodes 337 amino acids. Gene Ontology annotation, biological process: response to oxidative stress; hydrogen peroxide catabolic process. Gene Ontology annotation, molecular function: heme binding; peroxidase activity. Lineage: Eukaryota; Viridiplantae; Streptophyta; Magnoliopsida; Poales; Poaceae. The record is from RefSeq and is a predicted model, not a curated record.
AGCAUGUGUUCUUGUUGGCCGAUGACAUGUCGCUGUCUUCUUCCUCUGUCCGGCCGUGCAGCGUGCAGAUGCAUGGCGAUUGCUUGUUUGCUCCACUAUGUGCCAUGUUUGCGUGAUCGUGAGUGCCUGCCUAACCCUGCUGACCAUGGCUUUGGCUAUUGGCACUAGUUUGGUACUUUGCCAUUAUAUUCUUGAAGUCCUAUCUCAAACCAGUAAUCGUGACUCAUCAGAAUUUAAAGGCCGUUCUGCCGAUCGACCUGCCCAUGUGAGUGACUGACUCGUGUGGUAUUAUAUUAUAUAGUAAUUACACCCAUCUGUGGGCGUUUCUUGCCUAACAUUUAGUUGUCGUAAGAAAUCUAGCAAUCACAUUCAGAUGAAUCCUGGUCAUGGGGGUUUUAACACUUGUUUCUUGGCCGUCAGUUAGGGUGGGUUUCUGUUUCUACUGAGAAUCAUUUGUCGCGGUAGUCGUAACUGUACUAGAGUAUGUAAUGCUUUAUUGCUUAUUACUACUAUGUUGAAGUGCUGAUGUUAUUGAGCUAAGUAACGAGGAUGGGAGUUUUGAUUUGGACCAUCACUUGUCAUCUUCUGCACACAUACAUUAUGCUCAGCACAUCUCGAGUCGCUCUGGGUCAGUCACUCACACCCACCCACUUGUUGCCACGAGCACUCUCUCCUCAGUGAUGAAGUAUAAAGUUGGGGCUCCCCUGCCUAGCAUAAAUUGUGCUUGUGCUUAUACGUAACAUCUAACAUCAGAUUGGAUAUAUGCAUGGACACUACUCUUCUCUUGUCUAUCGUUGCAAAUUAGUACCAACAAAGUUUCGCCAAAAAAGAAAAGAGUACCAAGGAAGAAGAUGAGGUGUUCAAGAAGCUCAAGCUGCCUAGUGGCCGCAGCAGCACUGCCCUAUGCUCUGCUUCUCUUCUGCUGCCUCACCACUGGGGACGCCGCCAAUGGCGGUCUUCGGCUGGGGUACUACUCGUCGACCUGCCCUCCAGCCGAGGACAUCGUGAGGGAGCAGGUGGCGCAGCUCUACCACAAGCACGGCAACACGGCGGUGUCGUGGCUGCGCGCCCUGUUCCACGACUGCAUGGUGGGGUCCUGCGACGCCUCCCUCCUGCUGGACACGAGCCCCGCCGCCGGCGUCUCGGAGAAGUCCGCGCCGCGGAGCUUCGGCAUGAGGAACUUCAAGUACAUCGACGUCAUCAAGGCCGCGCUGGAGCGGGAGUGCCCGGGGACCGUCUCCUGCGCCGACGUGCUCGCCCUCGCGGCCCGGGACGGCGCCGCCGCGCUGGGCGGGCCCCGCGCCGCCAUGCGCACGGGCCGGCGGGACGCCCGGGCGAGCCGCUACGCCGACGUCGGGCGCGACAUCCCCAACCACAACGACACCGUGGCGGCGGUGCUGGCCCGGUUCGCCGCCGCCGGCGUGGACGCCGAGGGCGCGGUGGCGCUCCUCGGCGCGCACUCCGUCGGCCGCGUCCACUGCUUCAACCUGGUGGGCCGGCUGUACCCGGCGGUGGACGCCGGCCUCGACCCGGCCUACGGCGAGUACCUCCGGGGGCGGUGCCCGACGGCGGACGCCAGGGAGGACACGCGCGAUGUCGCGUACGCGCGCAACGACCGCGCCACGCCCAUGGCGCUCGACAACAUGUACUACAAGAACCUGCUGGCGCGGAGGGGGCUCCUGCUCGUCGACCAGCGGCUCGCCGACGACCCGCGCACGGCGCCGUUCGUCGCCAGGAUGGCCGCCGACAACGGCUACUUCCACGACCGAUUCGCCGCCGCGCUGCUCACCCUGUCGGAGAACAACCCGCUCGGCGCCGACGAGGGGGAGGUCAGGCGCGACUGCAGGUUCGUCAAUCCGGCGUGAUCGAUAGACAGCUGCGGAUUCACUGUUCAUGAUGACUUGCUGCAUGCGCUCCAUGGGAUGUGGUGUAUGGGCAGGAAGAACUAGAAAAAUUAUGGCCCGUCUAUCUUAUCUGUGCAAUGAAAAAAAUUGCAUGGUUUAUAUAGCCAUGAUACCUACCACAUAAACAACACAAUCGGUUGUAUUAUACUCCCUCCGUUCCAAAUUAUAAGUCAUUCCAACUUUUUUAGAGAGUCAAA